GCGAGUGAACAAGUUGGGAUCAGCUGGUGAACAACUGAAGGAGGCACAAUCAAUUAACAAGUCGUUAAGCGCUAUGGGAGAUGUCAUCUCCACGCUCGCCACCAAAGAACUGCAUAUUCCAUAUUGAAACCACAAGCUGACAAUGAUGAUGAGUGACACUCUCGGCGGGAACGCCAAGACCCUGAUGUUUGUCAACAUUUCGCUCGCGGAGAUUAACUUAGAGGAGACAAAUAGCUCGCUAGGUUAUGCGACGCGUGUCGAGUCGAUAACGAAGGAAGCAAGCCGAAACAUCCAGUCGAAGGAGGUCUUGAAGCUAAAGAAGGCGAUCACUUAUUGGAAAAAGCAAGCUGGGAAGAAGUUUGAAGGAGAUGACGAUCUCGAAGAAAUCCAAGAUACUCGGCCCAGCAAAAACAAGGACGACGGAGUUUCGUGGCUCUUCAAACUGACAAUGUUGAUGAGUGACUCUCUCGGCGGGAAUGCCAAGACCCUUAUGUUUGUCAACAUUUCGCCGGCGGAGAGUAACCUAGAGGAGACCCAUAGCUUGCUAGGCUAUGAGACGCGUGUUGGGUCAAUAACGAACGAAGCAAGCCGGAGCAUCCAGUCGAAGGAGGUCUUAAAGCUAAAGAAAUCGAUGACUUGUUGGAAAGAGCAAGCUGGGAAGAAGGUUGAAGGAGAUGACGAUCUCGAACAAAUCCAAGAUACUCGGCCCAGCAAAGACAAGGACGACGGAGGAGUGAACAAGUCGGGAUCAACUGACGAACAACUGAAGAAGGCACAAUCAAUUAACAAGUCGUUAAGCACUCAGGGAGAUGUCAUCUCCCCGCUCGCCACCAAAGAACUUCAUAUUCCGUAUCGGAAGCACAAACUGAUAAUGUUGAUGAGUGACACUCUCGGCGGGAACGCCAAGACCCUGAUGUUUCUCAACAUUUCGCUGGCGCAAAUUAACUUAGAGAAGACUCAGGAGACCCAUAGCUCCCAAGGCUAUGUGGCCCGUGUUGGGUCAAUAACGAACGAAGCAAGCCGUAACAUCCAGUCAAAGGAGGUUUUGAAGCUGAAGAAGGCGAUCAAUUAUUGGAAAGAGCAAGCUGGGAAGAAGGUUGAAGGAGAUGACGAUCUCGAACAAAUCCAAGGUGAGUACAACGUGUGCAUGUUCAUAUACGGCCAAACAAGCUCGGGAAAAACGUCGUUCACAAUUUACGGCGGACAGGAUCGUCCGAGCGUCACUCCUUGUGCCAUCAAGGAGCUCUUCAGGUGCCUGAAGCGGGACAACAACAAGUUCAGCUUCAAAGAUAACAAGGGGAUGGUGGUUGUGGAGAAUGCAACGUUCAUAACUGUUCUGAAUGCUCACGAACUUGAGUCAAGGGUUGCAAGAGGAAUUGACAUACGUCAUGUCUCUAGAACGCAAAUAAACGCGGAGAGCUCUCGCUCGCAUCUUAUCUUGUCCGUCGUCAUCGAGAGCACAAAUCUGCAAACACAAGCUCUUGUGAAGGGAAAGCUGAGCUUUGUGGAUCUGGCGAGCUCAGAGCGAGUGAACAAGUCGGGAUCAGCUGGCGAACAACUGAAGGAGGCACAGUCAAUUAACAAUAACUUAGAGGAGACCCAUAGCUCGCUAGGCUAUGAGACGAGUGUCGCGUCGAUAAUGAACGAAGCAAGCCAAAACACCCAAUCGAAGGAGGUCUUGAAGCUGAAGAAGGCGAUCACUUAUUGGAAAGAGCAAGCUGGGAAGAAGUUUGAAGGAGACAACGAUCUCGAAGCAAUCCAAGAUACUCGGCGCAGCAAAGACAAGGACGACGGAGUUUCGAGACUCUUCAGCUCACUGCAUGUCAUUGCGUGUGAGUACAACGUCUUCAUGUUCGUAUACGGCCAAACGAGCUCGGGAAAGAUGUUCACAAUUUACGGCGGACAGGAUCGUCCGGGCCUCACUCCUAGUGCCAUCAAGGAGCUCUUCAGGUGCCUGAAGCGGGACAACAAGAAGUUCCGCCUCGCACUCAAGGUUUACAUGCUUGAGCUGUAUCAAGAUACGUUAAAAGACCUGUUGCUCCCAAAAAAUGCGAACCGCCAAAAGCAAGAUAUCAAGAAAGAUUCCAAGGGGAUGGUGGUUGUGGAGAAUGCAACGUUCAUAACUGAUCUGAAUGCUCAGGAGCUUGAGUCAAGGGUUGCAAGAGGAAUUGACAAACGCCAUGUCUCUGGAAUGCAAAUAAACGCGGAGAGCUCCCGGUCGCAUCUUAUCUUGUCCGUCGUCAUCGGGAGAACAAAUCUGCAAACACAAGCUCUUAUGAAGGGAAAGUUGAGCUUUGUGGAUAUAUCGGGCUUAGAGCGAGUGAACAAGUCGGGAUCAGCUGGCAAACCACUGAAGGAGGCACAAUCAAUUAACAAGUCCUUAAGCGCUCUGGGAGAUGUCAUCUCCGCGCUCGCCACCAAAGAACUACAUAUUCUGUAUCGAAACCACAAGCUGACAAUGCUGAUGAGUGACACUCUCGGCGGGAGCGCCAAGACCCUGAUGUUUGUCAACAUUUCGCUGGCGGAGAUUAACUUAGAAGAGACCCAUAGCUCGCUAGGCUAUGCGACGCGUGAGUACAACGUCUCCAUCUUCAUAUACGGCCAAACGAGCUCGGGAAAGACGUUCACAAUUUACGACGGACAGGAUCGACCGGGCCUCACUCCUAGUGCUAUCAAGGAGCUCUUCAGGUGCCUGAAGCGGCACAACAACAAGUUCAGCUUCGCAGUCAAGGUUUACAUGCUUGAGUUGUAUCAAGAUACGUUAAAAGACUUGUUGCUCCCGAAAAAUAACAAGCGCCAAAAGCUGGAUAUCAAGAAAGAUUCCAAGGGGAUGAUGGUUGUAGAGAAUACAACGUUCAUAACUGUUUUGAAUGCUCAGGAGCUUGAGUCAAGGGUUGCAAGAGGAAUUGACAUACGUCAUGUCUCUAAAACGCAAAUAAACGCGGAGAGCUCUCGCUCGCAUCUUAUCUUGUCCGUCGUCAUCGAGAGCACAAAUCUGCAAACACAAGCUCUUGUGAAGGGAAAGCUGAGUUUUGUGGAUCUGGCGAGCUCAGAGCGAGUGAACAAGUCGGGAUCAGUUGGCGAACAAUUGAAGGAGGCACAGUCAUUUAACAAGUCCCAAACGAGCUCGAGAAAGACGUUCACAAUUUACGGAGGACAGGAUCGUCCGGGCCUCACUCCUGGUGCCAUCAAGGAGCUCUUCACGUGCCUGAAGAGGGAUAACAACGAUUUCAGUUUCGCACUCAAGGUUUACAUGCUUGAGUUGUAUCAAGAUACGUUAAAAGACCUAUUGCUCCCGAAAAAUGCCAAGCGCCAAAAGUUGGAUAUCAAGAAAGAUUCCAAGGGGAUGAUGGUUGUGGAGUCUCAGAAUGCAACGUUCAUAACUGUUCUGAAUGCUCAGAAGCUUGAGUCAAGGCCUAUUCCGUAUCGAAACCCAAAGUUGACAAUGCUGAUGAGUGACACUCUCGGCGGGAACGCCAAGACCCUGAUGUUUGUUAACAUUUCGCUGGCCGAGAUUAACUUAGAGGAGACCCAUAGCUCACUAGGCUAUGGAACGCGUGUCGAGUCGAUAACGAACAAAGCAAGCCUAAACAUUCAGUCGAAGGAGGUCUUGAAGCUGAAGAAGGCGAUCACUUAUUGGAAAGAGCAAGUUGGGGAAAAGCAUGAAGGAGAUGACGAUCUAGAAGAAAUCCAAGAUACUCGGCGCAGCAAAGACGAGGACGACGGAGUUUCCACAAAUCUCCAAACACAAGCUCUUGUGAAAGGAAACCUGAGCUUUGUGAAUGUGGCGGGCUCAGAGCGACUGAACAAGUCGGGAUCAGCUGGCAAACAACUGAAGGAGGCACAGUCAAUUAACAAGUUGUUAAGCGCUCUGGGAGAUGUCAUCUCCUCGCUCGCCACCAAAGAACUGCAUAUUCCGUAUCGAAACCACAAGCUGACAAUGCUGAUGAGUGACACUCUCUGCGGGAAGGCCAAGACCCUGAUGUUUGUCGACAUUUCGCUGGCGGAGAUUAACUUAGAGGAGACCCAUAGCUCGCUAGGCUAUGCGACGCGUGUCGAGUUGAUAACGAACGAAGCAAGCCGAAACAUCCAGUCGAAGGAGGUCUUGAAGUUGAAGAAGGCGAUCACUUACUAGAAAGAGCAAGCUGCGAAGAAGUUUGAAGGAGAUGACGAUCUCGAACAAAUCCAAGAUACUCGG
Molecule: messenger RNA, 4198 nt
Organism: Chara braunii
Lineage: Eukaryota; Viridiplantae; Streptophyta; Charophyceae; Charales; Characeae
Source: the annotation of a GenBank genome assembly